Messenger RNA from Protobothrops mucrosquamatus (brown spotted pit viper), 1104 nucleotides. Its product is annotated as lactosylceramide alpha-2,3-sialyltransferase. Bases 34 to 1104 code for a protein of 356 amino acids. NCBI's taxonomy places the organism in Eukaryota, Metazoa, Chordata, Lepidosauria, Squamata, Viperidae. Gene Ontology annotation, molecular function: lactosylceramide alpha-2,3-sialyltransferase activity. The transcript is spliced from 7 exons. The record is from RefSeq and is a predicted model, not a curated record.
UGCUGGGCGUCUUCGGGAUUGGAGUGCUGAGGGAUGAAAAGGCCUUUUGGGGACCAUGUUCUACCUUUGUUACCCAUGAAGAUGAAAAGACCAGCCUGUAAUCUGAAAAGUGGUUUCAAACUCAUCCUGAUCGUUGUGACUGCUCUUUGCUUUCUUUACCUGAUCAAGACAAAAUACGUCACCAAAACAUGCCGGACACGAAGGGCUCCUGAGAUCGACCCUGAUCACGCCAAGAGAGCUCAGAAAUACGCCGAGGAGAUUUCACGAGCCGAGUGUCGUCCAUCUUUUGCGAGGAACAAGUUGAGCGAGUUGUAUCUGGACAGCUACAACCUGGGUCUGCUUCCCUUUGUGACGAAAGAUACUGAAUCUCAACCCGAUGUCUUCAGAUACCCGCCUCCGUUUGGGUUCCGGAAUUUGGGGGAGAAGCUCCGAGACUUAGUCCAGCUUCUACCCGAAGACGGUGUGCCAGCAGACCUGCAGUCUAAGCGGUGUAAACGUUGUGUAGUUGUGGGGAGCAGCAGCGUACUACGAGGAUUGAAGCUGGGACCCUCCCUGAACCACUUUGAUGUUGUGAUAAGGUUAAAUAAUGCACCCGUUCGGGGGUACACAAAUGAUGUCGGUAACAAAACAACAAUAAGAAUGACGUAUCCCGAAGGAGCCCCUUUAUCUCAAGAUGAAUAUUUCCCAAAUAGCUUGUUUGUGGCAGUAUUAUUUAAAACUGUUGAUUUUGCAUGGAUAAAAGCAGUGGUGAAAAACGAAACAUUACCGCUCUGGAUGCACUUCUUCUUUUGGAAAAACGUGGCUAUGAAAAUACCUUUGGCACCCAGGAGGUUUCGGAUUUUGAACCCGGCCAUCGUUAAGGAGACAGCUUUGGAUAUUCUGCAGUACCCUGAACCUCGACUCUUGAAUUGGGAUCAGAAACACAACCAGUUCUUUGGCACUAGCAAUGUCAUUACAAAGGGGAUGGUCUUUCCUAAAGGAGCAGCGGGAGAGGUUCCUCCCUACGUCGCAGAUACUAACACGAGAUUGGCCGGAGAAGAAAUGACAAAAGAAAAGGCCUCCAUCUUCUCCAAAAGGAUGUCAACACCCAGAGUGUUUCCAUAG